Molecule: messenger RNA, 1041 nt
Organism: Exophiala oligosperma
Lineage: Eukaryota; Fungi; Ascomycota; Eurotiomycetes; Chaetothyriales; Herpotrichiellaceae
Exons: 2
Coding region: 1-1041 (346 amino acids)
Molecular function (GO): oxidoreductase activity
Source: RefSeq, a predicted model, not a curated record
AUGUCUUCCACCACACAGACAGUCUUUCGCCUGACUUCGCGAACCGGAGUGGGCCAUAUACAAGCAUACCAGGAGCCCAUACCGACCGCCGGUGAUCAUGAAGUUCUCGUGAAGAUCAAAAGUGUCUCGAUCAACUAUCGCGAUAUUGCUAUCCAAACCAACACGUAUCCACUGGAGGUCACCGAGAAUGUCAUCCCUUGCUCUGAUCUUGCCGGCGAAGUGGUCCAAGUCAGCAGCAAGGUCAAGAACUUUGCUGUUGGGGAUACCGUAAUCGCUACAACCAGCCCAACCCAAUAUGGAGUGGUUAAAGACAAUGGACAGGUUCUUGGAGGCCCGGUAGAUGGAGCACUUAGAGAAUACAUCGCCCUACCUGCGAACCAGCUGGUGAAAGUUCCCAAAUCUUCUCACACAUUUACUGAUUGGGCUGCCGUCCUGAGCACCGGUGUAACGACAUGGAAUUGCUUUUACGGUGGCCUGCCUUUGAAGCCGGGACAUACAGUGCUUGUUCAAGGCACCGGAGGAGUUGCACUGACCGCUCUCAUCAUCGCAAAAGCUGCUGGUGCAAAAACGAUUGUAACUUCAUCUAGUGAUGACAAGCUCAAGAUCGUCCAGGACAAGUAUGGUCCCGAUUACACAAUCAACUACAAGACCCAUCCCAAUUGGGGGGAGGAAGUGCAGCGCAUCACAGAUGGCCAGGGAGCUGAUCAUAUAAUCGAGAAUGGCGGUAUAGGCACCAUUCGACAAAGUAUUGAGGCCGUGGCAAAGGGAGGGAUAAUUUCUUUGGUUGGGUUCUUGACAACCUUACCACAGGAUCAGGUUCCGGAUGUGACAAUUCUGGCCCUCAGUAAGGGCGCGACCCUCCGCGGGAUUCUAGGGGGCUCAAAGCAGCAACUGGAAGAGAUUGCACUGUUUGUCGGCAACCACAAUUUGCCUGUGCCAGUUGACAAAGCGUUCCAGUACAACCGCGAGGAUAUUGUUGCUGCCAUGCAGUAUGUCGCAUCUGGAAAGCAUAUGGGAAAGGUGUGCAUCAAUUUGGAUUAG